Messenger RNA from Pieris napi, 524 nucleotides. RefSeq names its product 39S ribosomal protein L42, mitochondrial (gene mRpL42). NCBI's taxonomy places the organism in Eukaryota, Metazoa, Arthropoda, Insecta, Lepidoptera, Pieridae. The record is from RefSeq and is a predicted model, not a curated record. The transcript has a single exon. Gene Ontology annotation, cellular component: mitochondrial large ribosomal subunit. Bases 87 to 431 code for a protein of 114 amino acids.
UUUCGAGCAUCCCUAGUCCCUACUACUGAUUACGAAAUUGUCAAGACAUUGUAAUUAUUGUAUUCUUAUUUCUCAUAUUAUUUAAAAUGUUGAGGUUAUUAAGGCCGUCAUGUGUUCAUCCGUCACAAUUACUUACUAGAUUUUACGCUAAAAUUGUGAUGACUGACGAUGGAUCAACAAUAGUAGCAUUACACAAAGACCAAGAGUUUCCGUAUGAAUUUUCCAAACCUUUACCGGAAGAAAGUAUUGAAGAUAAGUCAGUUCUUCGAAUGUCUGAUUAUUCCGAGGUUAAGCGGGUUUUUAAAGAAAUGAAACCAGAAUUUGCAAGGCAGCAAUUAUCCUCGUUAACUCUGACAACUCAACAUCGUUGGUUCCCUAGAUCUAGAGACAAAAAAGCCAAGAAGACAGAAAUGAAUCGACCCUAUUUAUAAGUAUAUAGCUCUUUUAUAUUAUUAGUAUGUAUAAUUUAGUAAUAAAUAUGGUGUAAGUAGGAUAUAGAAUUUCAAAAUAAAUACUGUUGAUAA